Molecule: messenger RNA, 7683 nt
Organism: Dovyalis caffra
Lineage: Eukaryota; Viridiplantae; Streptophyta; Magnoliopsida; Malpighiales; Salicaceae
Source: the annotation of a GenBank genome assembly
AUGGAAUCCACAACAAAUUCAUCAUCAUCUUCUUCUUCCAACUCUGCCCCUCCUCCUCUUCAAGAAGAGCCUGAGUACCUAGCACGCUACCUGGUGGUAAAACAUUCAUGGCGUGGGCGGUACAAGAGGAUUCUUUGUAUUUCGAAUGUUUCGAUUAUCACUUUAGACCCUAACACGCUCUCCGUUACUAAUUCUUAUGAUGUUGGUACUGAUUUCGAGAGCGCUUUGCCAAUUAUUGGGCGAGAUGAGAAUUCUAGUGAGUUUAAUUUGAGUGUGAGGACUGAUGGUAAAGGUAAAUUCAAGGCGAUUAAGUUUUCCUCUAAGUUUAGAGCUAGUAUUUUGACUGAGCUGCAUCGGAUUCGAUGGAGCAGGCUUGCUCCUGUCGCUGAAUUCCCGGUUUUGCAUCUCAGGAGAAAGCCUAAAGACUGGGUCCUUUUUAAAAUGAAAAUUACUUAUGCUGGGGUUGAGGUGAUUGAAUUAAAAUCUGGAGACCUUCGAUGGUGUUUAGAUUUUAGAGACAUGAGUUCACCUGCUAUCAUUCUCCUUGCUGAUGCUUAUGGAAAGAAAGGUAGUGAUCAUGGAGGUUUUGUUCUCUGCCCUGCAUAUGGGAGAAAAUCUAAAGCUUUCCAAGCUGCUUCAGGAACCACGAAUGCUGCAAUUGUCUCGAACUUGACUAAAACUGCGAAGUCCAUGGUUGGGGUCUCACUACAUGUGGACACUUCUCAAUCCUUGAGUGCAGAAGAGUAUAUAAAGCGAAGGGAAAAAGAAGCAGUUGGAGAAGAGGAGACCCCGUUUGGGAAUUGGUCUGUGACAAGGGGGCUUGGAGAGCAUGGCGAUGCUGUCUCUCGCCGACUCAUUUUAACAAAGGGUUCACUUGUUGAAAGGCGCCCUGAUAACUAUGAAGCUGUUAUUGUUCGUCCUUUGUAUGCUGUAAGUUCUCUUGUACGAUUUGCCGAGGAGCCCCAAAUGUUUGCCAUCGAGUUCAAUGAUGGGUGCCCCAUCCAUAUCUAUGCAAGCACGUCUCGGGAUAGCUUACUAGCUGCAGUUCGGGAUUUGUUGCAAACAGAAGGACAGUUCCCAGUGCCUGUAUUACCAAGGCUUACAAUGCCUGGUCAUCGUAUUGAUCCACCUUGUGGGAGGGUCCAUUUACUAUUAGGGUCACAACGUCAAAUUGCUGAUGUGGAAAUUGCAUCCUUGCAUUUGAAACAUUUAGCUGCAGCUGCUAAAGAUGCUGUUACUGAAGGUGGUUCAAUUCCUGGUUCAAGAGCUAAAUUGUGGCGUAGAAUAAGGGAGUUCAAUGCAUGUAUUCCAUAUAGUGGUGUUCCUAUUAACAUUGAUGUGCCUGAGGUAACUUUGAUGGCCUUGAUCACAAUGCUUCCAGCUACUCCAAAUCUUCCUCCAGAGUUUCCUCCGUUGCCGCCACCUUCCCCCAAAGCAGCUGCGACAGUGAUGGGUUUUGUUGCAUGUUUACGUAGAUUAUUGGCUUCAAGAAGUGCAGCUUCGCAUGUGAUGUCUUUUCCUGCUGCCGUUGGAAGAAUAAUGGGUUUACUAAGAAAUGGUUCUGAGGGUGUUGCUGCUGAAGCUGCAGGGCUUGUCGCAGCUCUCAUUGGUGGUGGUCCUGGAGAUGCAAGUUUAUUUGCAGAUUCCAAAGGAGAGAAACAUGCCACUAUAAUGCAUGCAAAAUCUGUUUUAUUUGCUCAUAAUGGUUAUGUUGUCAUCGUCGUCAACAGAUUGAAACCCAUGUCUAUAUCACCUCUACUGUCAAUGGCUGUUGUUGAAGUUCUUGAGGCCAUGAUAUGUGAACCACAUGGUGAAACUACCCAAUACACAGUUUUUGUUGAAUUGUUGCGCCAAGUAGCUGGUUUACGCAGGCGCUUAUUUUCUUUGUUUGCGCAUCCUGCUGAAAGUGUAAGGGAAACAGUUGCUGUGAUCAUGCGCACAAUUGCAGAAGAGGAUGCAAUUGCAGCAGAGUCCAUGCGUGAUGCUGCUUUACGUGACGGUGCUUUACUGAGGCACUUAUUACAUGCAUUUUUCAGUUCUGCAAGUGAGCGACGUGAAGUUAGUCGACAGCUUGUUGCUCUUUGGGCUGAUUCCUAUCAGCCAGCUCUGGAUCUAUUGUCUAGAGUUUUGCCUCCUGGCCUUGUUGCUUAUCUGCACACACGUUCCGAUGGAGCUCAACUUGAAGAUGCAAAUCAAGAAGGAACGUUUAUCAGUAGAAGACAGAGGCGUCUGCUUCAGCAGAGAAAAGGUCGUGCACGGAGAGGUAUUGCCUCUCAAGAGCUUUCCUUGCCUCCUGUUAAUAGUUAUGAAGUUAGUGAUCCCAUGAGGCAGAUAAAUGCUGGUGUAAGAGGAUCAGAUAACCAUCAAAACUAUGCUAUAGAUGCAAAUUCUGGACCGUCAUCAGCAGCUCCUGCCAUUGAAAAUUCGACCAAUGAUAUUACCCCCACAGGAAAUCCGCAAAAUGAUCAUUCACCUACUGCUGCUUCAGAAGAUGCACCAACGACCAAUAUGCAUGAGGUGUCAGAACCAAUUGCCUCACAUUCAGUUGACUCUGAUGCACAUGGGCCUGGUAUUCAGAAUACAGGGCUUCCAGCUCCUGCACAGGUUGUUGUGGAGAAUACACCCGUGGGUUCUGGUCGGCUGCUUUGUAAUUGGCAUGAAUUCUGGCGAGCGUUUAGCCUUGAUCAUAACCGUGCUGAUUUAAUCUGGAACGAGCGCACAAGGCAAGAGCUGAGGGAGGCAUUGAAGGCUGAGGUUAAUAAACUAGAUGCUGAGAAAGCACGAUCCGAGGAUAUUAUUCCAGAAGGUGCUACGACAGAGGUCAUGGCUGGGCAAGAUAGCACGCCACAGAUAUCUUGGAACUAUACUGAGUUCUCUGUCAGUUAUCCUAGUUUGUCCAAAGAAGUUUGUGUAGGGCAAUAUUAUCUGCGCUUGCUGCUUGACAGUAGCAGCAAUGGCAGGGCACAGGAUUUUCCACUGCGUGAUCCAGUAGCUUUCUUUAGGGCACUCUACCAUCGGUUCUUAUGCGAUGCAGAUAUAGGACUUACAGUAGAUGGCACUGUUCCUGAUGAAUUGGGUGCAUCUGACGAUUGGUGUGAUAUGCGAAGAUUAGAUGGUUUUGGGGGAGUGGGAGGCUCUUCGGUUAGGGAGCUUUGUGCAAGAGCAAUGGCGAUUGUCUACGAACAGCAUUUCAGUAUCAUAGGUCCUUUUGAGGGUACUGCACAUAUUGCAGUUCUUUUGGAUAGGACAGAUGACAGAGCUUUGAGGCACCGUCUUCUUUUUCUUCUAAAGGUUUUAAUGAAGGUUUUACCUAAUGUGGAGGCUUGUGUUUUGGUUGGAGGGUGUGUGUUGGCAGUUGAUCUUCUGACAGUGGUUCAUGAAGCUUCAGAAAGGACUUCUAUUCCUUUGCAAUCUAAUUUAUUAGCGGCUACUGCUUUCAUGGAGCCACUUAAAGAAUGGAUGUUUAUUGACCACAAUGGUGCACAAAUUGGUCCCUUAGAGAAGGAUGCUAUUCGAAGGUGCUGGUCAAAGAAAGAUAUUGAUUGGUCAACUAAGUGCUGGGCAUCUGGUAUGGUGGAGUGGAAGAGAUUGCGUGACAUCCGUGAACUUCGUUGGGCAUUAGCUAUUCGUGUUCCCGUCCUUACAUCAUUUCAGGUAGGGGAUGCAGCAUUAUCCAUACUACAUAGCAUGGUAUCUGCACAUUCAGAUCUAGAUGAUGCUGGAGAGAUAGUUACCCCAACCCCAAGGGUCAAGCGGAUCCUGUCUAGUCCCCGUUGCCUUCCACAUAUUGCACAGGCUAUGCUUUCUGGGGAGCCAAGUAUUGUGGAGGCUGCUGCAGCUUUGCUGAAGGCUGUUGUUACCAGAAAUCCCAAGGCAAUGGUACGUCUUUACAGCACAGGUGCAUUUUAUUUUGCCCUGGCAUACCCUGGAUCCAAUCUCCUCUCCAUUGCACAACUCUUUUCUGUGACUCAUGUCCAUCAAGCAUUCCAUGGUGGAGAAGAAGCUGCAGUUUCCUCGUCAUUGCCUCUUGCAAAACGCAGUGUGUUGGGUGGGCUUCUCCCUGAAUCCUUGCUGUACGUACUUGAGCGUAGUGGUCCAGCUGCAUUUGCAGCAGCAAUGGUUUCUGAUUCUGAUACUCCGGAGAUUGUUUGGACUCACAAAAUGCGUGCUGAAAAUUUGAUCCGACAGGUCUUGCAACAUCUUGGCGAUUUUCCCCAGAAGUUGUCACAGCACUGUCAUUCUUUAUAUGAGUAUGCUCCCAUGCCACCAGUGACAUACCCAGAGUUAAGGGAUGAAAUGUGGUGUCACCGUUAUUACCUUCGGAACCUCUGUGAUGAGAUUCGCUUUCCAAAUUGGCCAAUUGUUGAACAUGUUGAGUUCCUGCAGUCAUUACUAGUAAUGUGGCGUGAAGAGUUAACUCGAAGACCUAUGGAUCUUUCUGAAGAAGCAGCUUGCAGAAUAUUAGAGAUAUCCCUGGAAGAUGUAUCGAAUGAUGACGCCAAAAGUAAGUAUUCUUCUGAGACUUCUGAGGAGACAAUUAGCAUAUCAAAGCAGAUUGAGAACAUUGAUGAAGAAAAGCUCAAGAGGCAAUAUAGGAAACUUGCAAUGAAAUACCAUCCUGACAAAAACCCUGAGGGGAGGGAGAAGUUUCUUGCUGUUCAAAAAGCUUAUGAGCGACUUCAGGCCACCAUGCAAGGGUUGCAAGGUCCUCAGCUUUGGAGAUUACUACUUUUAUUGAAAGGACAGUGUAUUUUGUACAGACGAUAUGGAGAUGUGCUUGAGCCUUUUAAAUAUGCUGGCUACCCAAUGUUGCUUAACGCUGUUACUGUGGACCAAGAUGAUAACAAUUUCCUUUCUCCAGAUAGAGCGCCUUUACUUGUUGCGGCAUCAGAGCUUAUUUGGCUGACGUGUGCUUCCUCUUCAUUAAAUGGCGAGGAGCUUGUAAGGGAUGGUGGGAUACAACUUAUUGCAACUCUUUUUUCCCGUUGCAUGUGUGUAGUUCAGCCAACUACUUCUGCAAGUGAACCAUCUGCUAUUAUUGUUACAAACGUGAUGCGGACCUUUUCUGUCCUGAGUCAGUUUGAGAGUGCCAGAGCUGAGAUGCUUGAAUUUUCUGGACUAGUUGAGGAUAUUGUGCACACCACUGAACUUGAGCUUGUACCUGAAGCUGUGGAUGCUGCCCUCCAGACUAUUACUCAUGUUUCUGUGUCCUCUGAAUUACAGGAUGCCUUGUUAAAGGCUGGCGUGCUUUGGUACCUUUUGCCAUUGUUGCUUCAGUAUGACUCAACUGCCGAGGACUCUGAUACAACGGAGUCCCCGGGUGUUGGUUCUAGUGUUCAAAUUGCAAAAAAUAUGCAUGCUGUUCGAGCAUCUCAGGCUUUGUCAAGGCUUUGUGGUUUGUGCACAGAUGGGAGUUCAACACCUUAUAAUGCAGCUGCAGCUGAUGCCCUCAGAGCUUUGCUAACCCCUAAGCUUGCUAGCAUGCUGAAAGAUCAAUUACCAAAAGACUUAUUGAUCAAAUUAAACACGAACUUGGAGUCUCCAGAGAUUAUCUGGAACUCUUCAACUCGGGCAGAACUGCUGAAAUUCGUGGAUCAGCAACGUGCAAGCCAGGGCCCUGAUGGUUCAUAUGACUUGAAAGAUUCACGUGUCUUUUUAUAUGAGACGCUGUCCAAAGAACUAUUUGUUGGCAAUGUUUACUUGAGGGUCUAUAAUGAUCAGCCAGACUCUGAGAUCAGUGAUCCAGAAGCAUUCUGUGUUGCUCUAAUUGAUUUCAUAUCUUUCCUUGUGAAUAAUCAGUUUGCCAUAGGUUCUGAUAUUCAAAGUACACUCAAUCCGAGCAGCUCAACCCCUCAGACAUCUGAGGUUCAGUGCAAAACUUCAGUUGUAUCAGGAAAUGGACAGCAUGUUCCUGAUGAUUCGAUGGCUGUCUCUGAUGGAAAAUUAACAGAUAAAGGAGAAUUGGAUCUGGUUAAGAACCUUCAAUUUGGAUUGACUUCACUGAAGAACUUACUGACAAGUAAUCCAAAUUUGGCGUCUAUAUUCUCUUCCAAGGAUAAGCUGUUACCUCUCUUUGGAUGCUUUUCUGUUCCUAUUGCAUCAAAAAGUAAUAUUCCUCAACUUUGCCUGGCUGUGCUGUCUCUCUUGACUACAUAUGCUCCUUGCUUGGAGGCUAUGGUUGCAGAUGGAUCUAGCCUUCUCCUCUUACUACAAAUGCUACACUACGCUCCAAGUUGCCGUGAAGGGGUUCUUCAUGUUCUAUAUGCUUUGGCAAGCACUCCAGAACUUGCUUGGGCAGCUGCCAAGCAUGGUGGAGUGGUGUACAUUCUUGAACUUCUUUUGCCUUUGCAAAAAGAUAUUCCCUUACAGCAGAGAGCAGCAGCAGCCUCCUUAAUGGGGAAGCUUGUUGGGCAGCCAAUGCAUGGGCCUAGAGUUGCAAUAACUCUGGCAAGGUUUCUUCCAGAUGGCCUUGUAGCAGUUAUCAGGGAUGGUCCUGGUGAGGCAGUUGUAUCUGCUCUAGAGCAGACAACAGAGACUCCAGAGCUUGUGUGGACUCCAGCAAUGGCGGCAUCUUUGUCUGCACAAAUUGCUACUAUGGCAUCAGACUUGUACCGUGAACAGAUGAAAGGUCGUGUUGUUGAUUGGGAUGUCCCUGAGCAGGCUUCUAGACAGCAAGAAAUGAGAGAUGAGCCACAGGUCGGUGGAAUCUAUGUCAGGCUGUUCUUGAAAGAUCCCAAAUUUCCUCUUAGAAAUCCAAAGAGAUUCUUGGAAGGGUUACUUGAUCAAUAUUUGUCAUCCAUUGCUGCCACUCAUUAUGACACACAAGCUGUUGACCCGGAGCUUCCUUUACUUCUUUCUGCUGCUUUGGUUUCACUACUACGAGUGCACCCUGCACUUGCUGAUCAUGUUGGAUAUCUGGGAUAUGUGCCAAAACUUGUGGCUGCUGUGGCAUACGAGGGAAGAAGAGAAACAAUGGCUUCGGAGGAGGUGAAGAAUGGCAACUAUGGACGCAAAACAUAUGAAUCUGAUGAUGGAUCAAUGCCACCUGUUCAAACUCCUCAAGAACGAGUGCGCCUUAGUUGUUUGCGUGUUCUUCAUCAACUUGCAGCAAGUACAACAUGUGCUGAAGCUAUGGCAGCAACUAGUGUAGGAACACCUCAGGUUGUCCCUCUUUUGAUGAAAGCUAUAGGAUGGCAAGGUGGAAGCAUACUUGCACUUGAAACAUUAAAACGUGUUGUGGUUGCUGGGAAUCGUGCCCGGGAUGCUCUUGUUGCUCAAGGACUUAAGGUUGGUCUUGUCGAAGUACUGCUCGGGCUUCUUGACUGGAGGGCUGGGGGAAGAAAUGGACUUUGUUCUCAGAUGAAGUGGAAUGAAUCUGAAGCAUCUAUUGGCAGAGUGCUUGCAAUUGAGGUUUUGCAUGCUUUUGCAACGGAAGGAGCACACUGCAAUAAAGUGCGUGAGAUAUUAAAUGCAUCUGAUGUUUGGAGUGCUUAUAAAGACCAGAAACAUGAUCUCUUCCUUCCUUCAAGUGCCCAGUCUUCUGCUGCAGGAGUUGCAGGUCUCAUUGAGAAUUCUUCAUCAAGACUUACUUAUGCCCUUGCAGCUCCUCCACAACCUCAUCAAGCAAGACCACCGGCUCCGAGCUCUUCUGAUUCAAAUGGAAAUCAGGAUCAGUUUUUAUAG